Scatophagus argus is the source of this 5922-nucleotide messenger RNA. RefSeq names its product corin, serine peptidase (gene corin). Gene Ontology annotation, molecular function: serine-type endopeptidase activity; protein binding. Gene Ontology annotation, biological process: acrosome reaction; proteolysis. The transcript has 24 exons. NCBI's taxonomy places the organism in Eukaryota, Metazoa, Chordata, Actinopteri, Scatophagidae. Gene Ontology annotation, cellular component: membrane. The record is from RefSeq and is a predicted model, not a curated record. Bases 138 to 3506 code for a protein of 1122 amino acids.
GAGUGAGAGAGGAGGAGGUGGAGGUACAGUCUGAGGGGGCGGAGCCAGCGUGUCUCGUGCUCGCUUAGUUAGCGGAGCGGCUCGCGGGCAGCAGGCAGAGGGAUGGUCUCGCGCUCAGCAGCGGGCAGCACGGGGUCAUGUUGUCCGCGCGGCUGCAGACCUUCCCGCGUGUCACCUUCAGCGGAGCGGGAACCGCGACGACUCCUCCGACUGGGAUGGGCGGGGAGCCGUGUCCUCACAAGCUGGGAUCCACCAAUCACCUGCGACUUCUGCUCUACAUCCUCAUCCCCACGGCGAGCCUGCUGGCCGGCCUGCUGCUGCUCGUCCUGGCCCUCACAGGUAUAUUUGGCAGCAGCCUCUUGGACUCCAGCCCCCUCCCCUCCCCCGAGCCCAUCUUGGAUGGUGACCCUGGUUACCACAGCAACAGCACAACCCGCUCCUCCUCCUUCUCCCCCAUUGAGACGGCGAACGCCACGGCCUCGCCGCGAAACCUCACCGAUGAGAGCGCAGCCGCCGCCACCAGCGCUUCCCCAGCUGCCUCCUCUCAGGCCCCGCCCACCCUGCCCUACACAAAGCCCCCCGAUUGGCUGACCUCUGUGACGUCACUGAACAGCGCCUGGCCGAUCAGCAGCACCUCAGCACCUGACUCAGGCAGCUGUCAGCUGAUCACGGAGCCUCAGUGCCACAUGCUGCCCUACAACCAAACAUGGCUGUCCUCCUCCGUCGCCGUGGUGAAGAGCUCCGAGGUCGACAUGCUGCUGAGGUUCUUCAGCUACCUCAGCCGACUGUCCUGCUACAGACACAUCAUGCUGUUCGGCUGCUCGCUGGCGCUGCCUGAGUGUGUCGCUGCUGACGCCUCGCACAGCAGGCGCGUCGUGCUGCCCUGUGCGUCGUUCUGCGAGGCAGCGAGGGAAGGCUGCGAGCCCGUCCUCCAGAUGUUCAACGCCUCCUGGCCUGACUUCCUGCGAUGCUCACAGUUCACCAACGCCACAUCUGCAUCACAGCCGCCGUCGUCAUCGUCAUCGUCAUCGUCAUCGUCAUCGUCAACAUCAACAUCAACAUCGUCAUCUUCAUUGCCAUCGCCCUCAGCGACGGCGAGUCCCGCCCCUCCUGCCUGUUACACUCCGAGACAGAUCAAAGGGAAACCCUCUGUAUGUGGUGGGAAGGACCACUUCCUGUGUGCCACAGGGAUCUGUGUCCCUCAGAAACUGGUGUGUAACGGGUACAACGACUGUGACGACUGGAGCGACGAAACACACUGUGUGUGUGCAGAAGGACAGUUCCACUGUCACACUGGACGCUGUCUCCCGCCCUCCCUGCUGUGUGACGGCUACGACGACUGUGGAGACCUGAGCGACGAACUCAACUGUGCGUGCGAUCUGACUCGUGAACAUCGCUGUGGCGACGGCCGCUGUGUGACCAGAGACUGGCUGUGUGACGGAGACCACGACUGCCUGGACAGGAGCGACGAGCUGAACUGCUCCUGUAAGAGUCAGGGUCUGUUGGAGUGCAGGAACGGUCAGUGUGUCCCCUCUGCGUUUCGGUGUGACGGAGAGGACGACUGUAGAGACGGCAGCGAUGAGGAGCACUGCAGCCGAGAGCAGACUCAGGGCGCGUGUCCUCCCGGUCAGCCCAGCUGCAUCUCCACUUCCUGUCCGUCAGUGUGCGGCGCAGGAAGUGCUGCCUGCGACCCCCGAAACAACAACAACAGCAACUGCGCUCGCUGUGAGCCCAUCAGUCUGGAGCUGUGCAUGAACCUGCCCUACAACCUGACCAGCUACCCCAACUACCUGGGCCACCUGUCCCAGAGGGAGAGCUCCGUGUCCUGGGAGUCCUCUCUGUUCCCCGCCCUGGUCCAGACCGGCUGCUACCAGUACCUCAUGUUCUACGCCUGCACGCUGCUGGUGCCAAAGUGCGACCCGGUCACCCUGCAGAGGGUCCCGCCCUGCAGGUCGUUGUGUCGGAAUGCCAAGGGGAAGUGUGAGUCGGUGCUCGGCAUUGUGGGCCUGCAGUGGCCUGAGGACUCUGACUGCGGUCAGUUUCCAGAGGAGGGAGGAAACACGACCUGCCUGCUGCCAGAGGCCGGAGUCGACGAGUGCUCCCCGAGCCACUUCAAGUGUCGGUCAGGUCGCUGCGUCCUGGCAACCAAGCGCUGCGAUGGACACCUGGACUGUGACGACCACAGCGACGAGGACAACUGCGGCUGCUCUGAGCGCGCUCUGUGGGAGUGUCCUGGCAGCAAGGUGUGCAUCAAAGCCAGUAUGAUCUGUGACGGCUUCCCAGACUGCCCCCUGCUGGUGGACGAGGCCAACUGCUCCGUGUGCAGAGACAACGAGCUGCCCUGCAACAACCAUCAGUGUGUUCAUCGGACGCUGUGGUGUGACGGGAAGAAACACUGUGCAGACAGCUCUGAUGAGUGGAGCUGCGUGUCUCUGUCCGAUCGAUCGGGUUCUGUCCUGACGGUGUUCAGGACUGCAGCAGAGUAUCAGGUCUGUGCAGACGAGUGGAACCACGAUCUGAGCGUGCUGACCUGCAACCAGCUGGGACUAGGAGUUCCCUCCUCUGUUUCCAUGGUAGCCGACCAGCCUGGCGUGCCAGGCCGUCGCCGUUGGUUACACGUCCAUCCUGAGUGGAACCUGCGGAACGGAUCUGCUCUGCAGGCCCGACUGGAGAAGCGAAGCCACGCGUGUCACUCCCGGAGGCGUGUGUCCGUGCUGUGUUCCAGAGAAGACUGCGGUCUGCGUCCGGCGGUGGGCCUUCACCCUCACAGGAGGAAGAGGAUUCUGGGAGGGCGUGUGUCGCGGAGGGGGGCGUGGCCCUGGCAGUGCUCGCUGCAGAGCGGUCAGAGCGGCCACGUCUGCGGCUGCGUCCUCAUUGGCCGCAGGUGGGCUCUGACCGUCGCACACUGCUUCGAGGGGAGGGAGAGCGCCGAGCUGUGGAAGGUGGUGCUCGGUCUGAACAACCUGGACCAUCCAGGGGUUCACAGUCAGAGCCGCGGCGUGCGCUCCAUCAUCGUGCACCCGCGCUACAACCGGGCGGUGGUGGACUAUGACAUCAGCGUGGUGCAGCUGGACUCCGAGAUCGAGGAGACGGAGUUCGUCAGACCCGUGUGUCUGCCCGAGGUCGGCCAUCUUCCCUCGCCCGACUCCUACUGUUACAUCACAGGCUGGGGUCACAUGGGCAACAGGAUGCCCUUUAAGCUGCAGGAAGGGGAGGUUCGCAUCAUCUCGCUGUCCCAGUGUCAGUCGUACUUCGACAUGAAGACCAUAACUCCCAGGAUGCUUUGCGCAGGCUACGACGCUGGAACCGUGGACUCCUGCAUGGGCGACAGCGGCGGCCCGUUGGUGUGCGAGGGCGUCGGCGGUCGCUGGACGCUGUUCGGCCUGACGUCAUGGGGCAGCGUGUGCUUCAGCAAAGUGCUCGGACCCGGAGUGUACAGCAACGUGACGCACUUCACGCCCUGGAUCCAGCAGCAGAUCUACAUCCACACGUACCUGACCGACUGACACCGCACACAGCACUUCCUGCUCCCGGCUCGCUGCUUCCUGUCUUCAGCAUUCCAGGGGGAAGUGAUGUCAUCGUUAAUCUCACACACACACACACACACCUUGCUCUACCUGUGCCUCUUCUGUCUGUCCUGGCAGCCUUCAGAUGCUGACUGCUGGACGAGCUGUAGGAUAAGCUAGUGCUACAGAUGCUAACUAGUUAGCGAGUAGACUUUGCUCAGAUUAACCUUCACUUAACACUGAAUUAUUAUUUUUCUUACUCUUCAGCGUUGGGUUUGAUGCUCAGAAAAGUAUGGAAGCAAAAGAGGCCAAAUGAUGACAGCUGAGGAGUUGAGCCACUGCUGAAUACUUUUAAUAUUUAAAUAACAUUUGUAUUAUUCGUCUGUCGGGUCCACGAGCGAUGACGUAUUUGUAGUUUUGAAGUGUUUGGAAGUAGCUGGAGUCUGUAGUUAUGUGGUUUAAAUUCUGCUUUCUCCAUUCUGAAGUUUCAGACAGAAAAUUCAGCUUUACAAUUAAGAAGACAAAAGAAUGUAAACAAGCCUGUUAGUCGUUUAUGACCUAAAAAUCGAGUAAAGUUAAAAAAUUAUGUUUAUGGAACAAUUCCACGAGCUUCACAUCUCAGAAAUACUUCGCUGCUGUAAACUCGGUGGUAUUCAGUGGUGGUUGGUUGAUUACAAAAAGUAAAUUAUUGUGGACUUUCUUUGCUUCCAUAAAUGUGAUUGGUUUUUACUUUACUGGUGGCUCGUUGGCAGGCGGAGAAUUAAAAUUCCUGAUGUUUUUAUGAUUGUGAACUGGACUCAUGACUGCAUCAAUACAACGUGAGCUGAGCUCUUUGUUGGCUUUAUGUGUUGUGUUGAGUGUGUGUGUUGGACGUGAACUGUUCCUUAUUAGUUCCCACACACACACACACACACACACACACACACUCCAUCUUCUGAACAUCAUCCAGUCCUCUGCUCUGAGUGUUAAAACUUUGAAUUAUGAAAACGUCGUCACAACGUUCAGGUGCUCUGCUCUGAAUUUCUAAAAGCUGCUAGCUAAAACAAACCAGCCGAGCACUCGACUUCCCACAAUGCUUCACUCUGUAGUGCCUGUACUUAAACUUAGCAGUGAAAAAACAACUUUGUUACCUGUCGUACUGUACGUGUGUGCGAGACAGAGAGAGUUUUGCUUCUUAACACACCGGCAACUUUGCUGGGCAACUGUGAUGGACAACAUUUAUCAGUGAGCUUUAUCCACACAACAUUGAUUUAAAUGUGUAAAACAUGCUGAUAAAUAACAAAGCAUAACUGUAGCAUAUUGCUAACUGGUCAGUGGUGAUUCAUGCUGUUAGCAGUGUGGCUUUAGCUCCUGUCCCAUCAAGUUGGUCAACUUUUGAGUAAGCUGUUUUAGCUUUUGCUAAGUUUGCUAGCAGGCCUACUAACACAAGUACUGAACUGCCACAUUAGUGCCAGCUAGAAUGUGAAGCACAAACACAACACAGCACCAACAUACAUAAUUACUUGAUGCUAUAUUUUGCUAAUCUUAGCAGCAAGCUACAUUAGCUUUUGUAAGCCUCAACUAUUUGAUCCAAUUGUGUAAUGUUUUUUGACCAGCUAGAGACUGAAGCUAAAGUUGAUUAGCAGGCUGGGCUAACUCAGAAAAGCGUUCUGUCAAAGCAGUGACGAUGUAAAGAACUGCUAGCUGCUAACUGCUAACUGCUAACGUUUCGAAUGAACCAAUCCAGACUGAAGUUCCACUGACUGCAGAGGUCUGUUAACAUUUUUGGCUGACCCUCCUUCAGUGAAAUGAGAAAAUUAAGCUGUGACAGUGUGGUUGACUGAAUAGUUUUUGAGUUGCCCAACAGAUUGCCCAAUAGAUUGCCCAGCAGGUUGCCCAACAGAUUGCCCAGCAGGUUGCCCAACAGAUUGUCCAGCAGGUUGCCCAACAGAUUGUCCAGCAGAUUGCCCAACAGAUUGCCCAAUAAAUUGCCCAAUAAAUUGCCCAACAGCUAACGUCUAACUGACAUCCAGAACAUUCCAAGUGGUUGUUGUUGUUGUUGUUUUGUGUGUUUGGUUUUUUAAGAGUAUUUUUCUACACUUUUUUGUAUGUCACGCUUAUAACACAGGGUUGUUGGUGUGUGUGUGUGUGUGUGUGUGUGUGUGUGUGAACUUACAGUCACCGUACACGUGCACACGUGCACACGUAUGUUUGUAUGGGAUUCGUGUGCGUGCUGCUGAUGUCACGUCCUGAUUUAGCUGUUAUGACUUUGUUAUCACGAUGAUGAUGAUGAUGAUGAUGAUGAUGAUGAAGAUGAAGUGUUGUUGUUGAUUUAAAUGAACAGAUUGUAACCUCUAAUGUUUUGUGUGAACAUAUUGUGAAUAUUUGGUUUGUAUCACCUUCUGUCCCACCAAUAAAACUAAACACACUCUCUGUA